Molecule: messenger RNA, 2961 nt
Organism: Lachancea lanzarotensis
Lineage: Eukaryota; Fungi; Ascomycota; Saccharomycetes; Saccharomycetales; Saccharomycetaceae
Gene: CCC2
Product: LALA0S01e16842g1_1
Exons: 1
Coding region: 1-2961 (986 amino acids)
Biological process (GO): copper ion homeostasis; monoatomic cation transport
Cellular component (GO): membrane
Molecular function (GO): ATP binding; copper ion binding; ATP hydrolysis activity
Source: RefSeq, a predicted model, not a curated record
AUGGUAGGUUACAGUGUAGCGACGUUAGAGGUCGAAGGAAUGACCUGUGGCGCUUGUGUAGCGGCUGUGGAAGAACAAAUAAGGAAUCUGGCCGGUGUUCACGAAGUUUCCGUUUCACUGGCUACCAAUGAGUGCCAGGUAAUAUACAAGGCCGAAGAUGUGGGAGUUACAGCGUUGGAAGAGGCCAUUGAGGACUGUGGUUUCGGUGCACGCACAUUGAAAGUGGCAGAACCAUCGCUCCAAAAAAGUGCUGCGGAUAUGGUGUUAAAUUUCAUGGUGCAUGGCAUGACGUGUUCCAGCUGCGUUGUGAGUGUCACCAAAAGCGUGCAGCAGGUUCCGGGAGUUCGUGACGUGGCCGUCUCGCUUGCCACAGAAGAGUGUCGUGUGGUCAUCGAUGCCAGCGCGAAUCUGACCCCUGAAACAGCUGUAAACGCGAUUUCAGAGGCCAUCAAGGACUGUGGAUUUGACUGCGAGCUAGCAGCACUAGAAACAGCCGCCAACGAUGAGCUGGCCACCUCCAAGACCACACAACUUAAGAUUUACGGAGUUAUCGAUGCCGACAGCGUCAGUUUAGUGGAAAGUGAUCUGUCCCAGGUCCCAGGGAUAAUUAGUGUCUCCAUAGACGUUGGAAACCAACAGGCCGCCGUACAGUUCGACCCAUCGAGCAUUGGUAUACGUGCCAUCGCUGCGCGUAUUGAAGCGCUUGGGUUCCAAACUGCGGCCUCCAAUGCGUUCGAUAACACGGCCCAGAUCCAUACUUUAGCCAGAGUACGAGAAAUUCGGUUCUGGAAAUAUUCAUGCAUUCAAGCGUGCUGUGGUAUGGUGACUAUGGUGCUAUUGUACAAACUCAUACCCAGGUAUAUUCCAAGUCUGCGGGAGUCGAUAGUGUAUCAGCCGACACCGCUGCCGGGUCUUUUUUACAGAGACAUCGCAGGUCUGGUAUUAGCAAGUUACAUUCAGUUUUGGGUGGGUCGCCACUUCUACAAAGCCGGUUGGCUGUCCAUCCGCAAGGGCUCUGGAUCCAUGGACACCUUUGUGGUGAUCUCGACCAUGUGUGCCUACACUUUCUCGGUUUUUUCCAUGCUAAACAACAUUUGGAAGAAAGCAGACCGUCUGCCAAACGUAGUUUUUGACGCCGCUACCAUGCUAAUAGGCUUUAUCUCCGUGGGUAAACUACUUGAAAACAAGGCAAAAUCCAGGACUAAUGACUCGCUGUUGAAACUAAUAUCUUUGGCUCCGUCCAAUUGCACAAUAAUAGAGAACGGCACAGCAACUACGAUCCCAGUAGAGUUCUUACAGGUUGGGGACAUCGUGGAGGUAAAACCUGGUGCCAAAAUCCCCACAGACGGUAUAAUAAUCGAAGGUGAAAGUGAGAUAGAUGAAUCGCUGAUGACUGGGGAGUCACUGAUGGUGCCACGGUUCGUAGGUUCUCCGGUGGUUGGGGGCUCUAUCAAUGGACCCAAGCUAUUUCUUUUUAAAGCCACCAAUGUUGGAGAAGACACCAAAUUGGCUCAUAUCAUUAGGACCAUGAAACAAGCACAAUUCGCAAAGGCCCCAAUACAACAGUAUGCGGACUAUCUUGCCGCCAAGUUUGUUCCCUGCAUUUUGACUCUCGCUUUGAUAACAUUCACAACUUGGUUAAUUUUAUCGCACUAUCUUGAAAAGCCACCUGCCAUUUUUAACGACCAAAAUGGUAAGUUCUUCGUUUGUCUACAAAUGACAAUAUCAGUCAUCGUUGUCGCAUGCCCUUGUGCACUCGGUCUGGCGGCUCCCACUGCAAUAAUGGUUGGCACAGGUCUGGGAGCACGUCAUGGUGUGCUUAUCAAGGGUGGUGACAUCUUGGAGAACUGCAUUUCCCUGGAUACUAUUCUUUUUGAUAAGACCGGUACUUUAACCACUGGGAACAUGUCUGUGGACCAAUAUGUACCCAUGGGAGAUAGCACCGCUCUCACAGUUGAGCAGGCUGCUUGCGUUAAUGCACUAGCAUCUCUCAGUGAUCACCCGGUAUCCAAGGCUCUAACACAAUAUACCGCUCAAUAUCUGACCGACUCUGAUUCUACAGCAAACGUCGUUAGCAGUGAAGCAGUAAUUGGAGGUGGUCUGGUGGGUGAAUGUGAGUUUUCAAGAUCAAGGUACCGCGUCGUUAUCGGUAAUAAAACCAUUCUGGAAAAAGGAGAGCAUCUUCCUGAACCUCAACGGACGGUUUCUUAUGUUGAAUUUGAUAGGCAGUUGGUAGGGAGAUUCGAGGUUAGUGACACCAUCAAAGCAGAUGCCAGACAAGUGAUUGCGUAUCUGUCAGCUCAGGGCCAUCGCAUAUGUAUGGUGACCGGAGAUAAUCACAAUUCCGCCAUGAAUGCAGCUUUAGAGCUGGGAAUUGAAGCGAACAAUGUCUACAGCGAGCUCACGCCGACACAAAAGAAUGAUUUGGUCGAGGAGUUGAAAGAUGGUAGUCGAAGAAAGGUUGCAUUUGUGGGGGACGGAAUCAACGAUUCUCCUGCGCUGGUGACCAGCGAUUUGGGAAUUUCCAUAUCAACAGGAACAGACAUCGCCAUGGAGGCCGCAGACGUUAUUAUCUUGAGUCGUCCGGAAUCAAGUCGGGCCUCUCUGCGCGAAGUCGUUUAUGCUCUGAAUAUUGCUAAGGCUACUUUGAAUCGUAUUCGCAUGAAUUUUUUCUGGGCAAUCUGUUACAAUAUCUUCAUGGUUCCUAUCGCAAUGGGCGUUUUAGUUCCUUGGGGCAUCACUCUAGACCCUAUUGUCGCUGUUGCAUGCAUGGCGGCCAGCUCGGUCAGUGUAGUUGGAAGUUCACUUUUGUUGAACAGAUGGUCGCCGCCUAUAUUGGACGCAGUGAAAAGCAAGAGAAGUGGAACACAUGUCUUCUCCGCAUUGUUAAACAAGUUCAGAUCGCGGCAGCAUAAACCCUUGACAGAGGAUCUCGAGCUUCAGACCGGGCUUAUGGCAUGA